Molecule: messenger RNA, 1967 nt
Organism: Priapulus caudatus
Lineage: Eukaryota; Metazoa; Priapulida; Priapulimorpha; Priapulimorphida; Priapulidae
Exons: 3
Coding region: 111-1583 (490 amino acids)
Molecular function (GO): DNA binding; zinc ion binding
Source: RefSeq, a predicted model, not a curated record
GUCAUUAUCAGCAGCAACAGCAACAGCAGCAACAGCAGCAGCAACAACAUGAACUGCAGCAGCAACAGUGUGAUCCACUGCCACCUACUCAUUGUCGUGACAACGCUACCAUGACGAACAACCUAGCCGACGUGACGCGUAAACAGACCACAGCGAACCGCGGCAAAUCGUUCACGAACAUCGAGAAAACCACAAAGCCACCUUCCGCACAAUUGCCAUGGCAACGCGAGACCGCGGGCAAGAUCGUCUCGCUGAUGGAGGAGUGUUGCCACGGCGACCAUUGCCUCUACAUGUGCAGCUACCUCACAUAUCCCUACUGCCACGAGUGCGCGCGCACGAGAACAAGUGAGCGUGCGUCACCGGCUGACAGCCCCCGCACACACACGCCAACGUUGUUAGAGAGCAAGGAGAGCGCAGCGGCAUCGUUCGCGUGGGUUUACGCUGGCGCCACCUGCAUGGUGGAAGACUGCACGCGGACGGCGAGUUACCGUGGUUACUGUGACAUCUGCUUCUACAAGACUUGCUCCAUCAGCGACUGUUACAUUGUGUCGUCGCCCGUGCCGGACGAAAACCGCAACAACAGUAACCAUGGCGGCAGUAACCACGGCGACGGUAACACCGGCAACCCCGACGACGGUCACCGCGGCGAUGCGGAUAAAGCACACAGUGAUGAGCUCGCAUCAUGGAAAUCAUUCUUUUGCACGGACGGUGGUGCCCUCGCGACCGCAAAUGUUUAUAAUAGUGGCGCCCUCUUGGUAGCUGACGUCGAAGAGAGAUUUGACCUGUUUGUGCGAGCACGCUCCACCGCAGCGCGAGAUGACUGGAUGACAGCGCCACCUAGCGGUCACCUGGACGCUCGAACUAGAAGAAACGCGGCGACGGUGUUGUUGCUAGGCGACCAGAGUUCGCCCGACGAACAUAAGUCGCCGCAUCGGUCUACCGGGCGGAAUCAACAGUCGCGGCAUCAGUCUAACGACGAGAUUUGGUGGCUGGACAAUGCUACGAGGGCGCCACUCGACGAGCGCCCGGUUGCCAGGAAUCGCAGUAGCGGACAAACAAGAGAACACGCGAGCGAGCGGCGUGAGCCAGCAUCUCGAUUGACGCGUGCAGAUCGCAGCCGGCUCCCCCUGGUGGCAGACGAAAGCAACGGUUGCGGAGGCAGGUGCGUCGGGCCGGGUUGUUGGAACGUUGCCAGCGUCAACGGUCUGUGUGACGGAUGCUACACGACACUGGAACGAAUGCUGAGGAGGAGGAGGAGGAGGAGGAAGAGGGAGGUUUCUCAGGCAUCAGGUGGCGGAGCAAGCGGCACACUGACCCCUGAUCGGGAAGAGUUGGCAACGUCGGCAUGCGACGCGCAAGAUGGUCUAAAAUUUAAUUGGCCGCGUGAUGGGAUUCGCUGCCGCAUGAUUGGCUGCGAUUUCUACGCGGAUCCGGAACUGAAGAUGUUCUGCUCAAAGUGUUUCAAUCUCUACUUGAAGGGCGAUGUGAAGUGUGUUGCUGCAAGACCGAUGGACUUCAUUCCGACCAGCCGAGUCUCGUGGCAGUUGACCGGCCUCGCCUGUCCCGCACACUCACCACUGUGACGCAUCGGCCGGACGACUGGUAGAUGGGCACCACGCCAUUUGCGCAUAAACUACACGCCGUGUAUGGUAUUAGGAAGCAGCUAUUGUGCCACAGUCACAUCGGCAGACUACGGUCGCCUUACACUUAAUUUGUGACAAAGAUGAGAUUUGUGUGUGCUAUAAACUACUGUGUCUAAUAUUGCGAGGUGUUGCUGGCGUAGUGAUUGCUGUAAGUGUAUUGGCAGGACAGAGUAAAAUUAAAACAGAUUUAUUCACUGCUGAUAUAGUCUAUAGACUAUUGUUCAUAUUCUGAGCGAGAGCUGUAUUAUAGACGACAAUGUAUUGUAACUUAUCGAUAAAUUAUUGCGUGUGAGUUUUUAAUAAAAUAUUGAUACCUUUCAAGGU